Hyla sarda is the source of this 997-nucleotide messenger RNA. RefSeq names its product ovomucoid-like. The record is from RefSeq and is a predicted model, not a curated record. Gene Ontology annotation, molecular function: protein binding; serine-type endopeptidase inhibitor activity. NCBI's taxonomy places the organism in Eukaryota, Metazoa, Chordata, Amphibia, Anura, Hylidae. Bases 66 to 893 code for a protein of 275 amino acids. The transcript has 11 exons.
AAACGGAACAACAUGACGUAAAGCAGCACAGCAACUCUAGUGGAGCAGAGCAGGAGGAGUAGAUCAUGGAGCGCCUGUACCAAAGCCUCAUCCUUCACACAUGGACCCGGCCGCUCUCAGCUCCCCGGACUUUACCUCCCAGCCAGGCAAACGGUAUCACCUGUAACCCUGUUGAUGUAGAGAUUGAGCCUAACUGUGAUGUCUACAUUCCCAUACCUGGAAUUGGGUUGGCUUGCAACAGGAUGCUUAAACCAGUAUGCGGUACAAAUGGACGUACCUAUUCCAAUGAAUGUGAGCUAUGUUCACACAAAAUGAAGAUGAAUACAAACCAAGAUAACAUCAAGAUUAAGUACAGGAAAAGUUGCACUGAUAAGGAUAAAAAGCCCCAGGAUGAAUGCCAAACAUAUGAAAAUAUUUGUACUUCACAAUAUCAACCAGUCUGUGGAUCUGAUGGUGUUACCUAUUCCAACAAAUGUAUGUUUUGCAGUGCUAAAAAAAGGAUUGCCGGCCUAGUGCUUGUAUCUGAGAGUAAAUGCCACAUAAAGCCCCAGGAUGAAUGCCAAACAUAUGGAGAUGUUUGUACAUUGGACUAUAGACCAGUCUGUGGAUCUGAUGGUGCUACCUAUCCCAACAAGUGCGGUUUUUGCAGUGCUAAGAAACAAAAUGCUGGCCUACUGUUUAUAUCUGAGGGUGUAUGUGAAGAAAAGGAUGAAUGCCAUGGAGUUGGAGGAGCUUGCAAUAGAAUUUAUAAACCAGUCUGCGGAUCUGAUGCUGUUACCUAUUCCAACAAAUGUGUUUUUUGCAAUGCUAAGAAAAGGAAUGCUAACCUACUGGUUGUAUUUGAUGGGGAAUGCGAACUGAAGGAAAGCCAGGCUGAUGUUAAUGUCAGAUAAAGAUUGUUAAACAACAAACAAACAUUAAUUCAUGAAGCAUAUUUGCAUUUAUCAUCAUUGUAUGACAAAAAAAACUGCAAUAAAUCGAAAGGCUUAACCUUGUG